CUGCACGGCCGCCGUGCGGGGCGGGGCGGGCGGCGGAAUUUAAACACGGACAAGCGGCGGGCUCGGAGCCGAGCUGGGCAGGGCCAUGGCCGGCACGGCUUCCCCUCGGCCCCUCCGCGGACAGUCCUUCUACCUGGACCUGCCCAGCGGCCGCAGCGCCCGGGACCUGGCGGAGGCCAUCGGGCGGCUCGGCGGGGUGACAGAAAGCUUCCUCAGCAAAGAAGUCACCUGUGUGGUGUCCAGCAACAGAGAGGCCAAGAGGGGCCAGCCCAGGGCUCGGGAGGAGAAACAGAGCAACCCAACUGCAGAAAGCACAAAAUCCACGAGCUCAGUGCCUGCUGCCCCCAAAGGAACCCCAGCCAGAGCUCACCAGAAGCCACCAUACCCUGCACUGCUGAGCAGGGGGAAGGAGCUGCUGAACAAGGCCAUGAAGAACCAGGACACCUGCAGUGGCAGCAGCAUCCUCGCCAACGCUCGCCUGUGGGGAGUCCAGAUCCUGCAUGUGGAUGAAAUGUUGUCCUAUGCCCAGCAGCUGCUGCGAGCCAUCUCAGGAGCAAGGAAGCAGUGCCAGAAGACAGAGGUGAAAUGCCCUGCCUCCAAAUCCAAAAUUCACAGAGGAAAAUUGAAGCCCCCUUUUCUGAAAGUUGAAGACCAGAGCAGGCAAUUCAGGCCCUUCCAUCACCAAUUCCAGAGCUUUCCUGCCCUCAACUUCCUGGCACCCAAAAGCUGCAGCCCAUUUGAGCCUCUGAAAAGCCUCUCCAGUUCCUGCCAAGCCAGGGGUGCUGAGGGCUGUGCCCUGCACAGCACUGGAGGGAAGAGCCCUCGUUCCACACACGUCACCGUGCCCAGGAAAAGGAGGGGCUUCUGUGAGUGCUGCCAAGAGACCUUUGAAGAGCUGCAGAAGCAUCUCCAGAGCCCCCAGCACCAGAGGUUUGCCCAGGACAGCUCCCAGUACAUCCCUGUGGACCGUGUCAUCUCCCAGCUCACCAACAGCUUCCUGGAGGGCUCAGCCAGGGUGCCCUGGUCCUGCCUGCCAGAUGAACGUGUGGUGCCUCAAGCACACAGCACUGGAGGAAUGAAGCUGCUGCCAGCAGAGCUGGGAGAGGAAGGGGAGCAGCCUGAGCAGGAUGCUGUGGAGCUGAUAACAGAUAGAGAGCUGGAUCAUGGCCUGAAGACCCAGGGACAUUCCCCCUGCCUGCCCAGGGACAGGGUCACAGAUCCCACAGGAGGAGGGGACUUGUCAAAGCCCAGAUCCCUGCAGCUGCCAAGGGGAGCAGGGCCCAGCAGAGGGGUCUGUGCUGCCCAUGGUGCCAUGGGGGACGCUGGGCUGGGGGCUUCAGGUUUAGAUUUGGCUCCUGAGCGGGGCUGGGAGCCUCAUGCAUCACCCACUCCUGUCAGAGACACAGUGGCUUCUUCAUGUGAACCUGUCAGCCACCCUCCCCAAGGCCAGGCUGCCUCCAGGAAGCGCCAGCUGUGCUCCAGCCACAGCUCCCAGGUGGCAAAGAGGCCCAGGCUGGAGCUGGGUUCUGGCCUGUCCCCCCUGGGUGAGCAGAUGGGGGCACAGGGUGCAGGGCAGGUGUCUGAGCCAGCCCUGCCUGCCUUGGGGAGGGCUGGCAGCCUGCCCCUGGGCACAGAGCUCUCCAGCAGACCUCACAGCUCCCUUGCUUUGGAUCUGUGCCUGUGUCAGAGCCCUGGGGGCCCUGUGUCCCAGCCAGCAUCCCCAGGGGCAGUGGCUGCAGGUUGGGAUGCUGGGCAGGCAGCUGCAGCCAGCACUGUCAGCGAGCAUGGCCGGAGCAGGGACAGUGACAGUGACAGCACAGCCAGGGGUGGGAGCAGGCCUGCUCUGGAGGGCACAGCGAGCAGGACCAGCUGCCCUGCUGGCUGCCUGCCCUCUCCCACACUGCCCCUGGCUGCAGCCAGAUGUUGCUGCUGUGUCAGGGCAGCACAAGCAGCGGCCCCUGGAGCUCCCGGUGUCCUCCCGCCUCCUCCCCAGUGCCCCGAGGCUGUUCCCGGCUCCAGCAGGAGCUCCUCGGGCUCAGACUGGGCUGUGCAGCUCCUCCCGGGUGUCCAGGGCUGCAGGAUUCCAGCUGUGGGCAGGGAUUUGCUGCAGCUGCAGCCCCAGGGCAGGGUGAGGGACAGUGGGUGCGGGUACGAGUCCCAGCUCUGCUCCGUGCUCAGGGAGGCGGAGCUGGACAGGAGCUGCAGGAACUGCUGCACUGAGACACGAGGAGCCUCUUUCCCCAUCCUUGGAACGUUGUUUGGCAGCUAAAAGCAUCUCCAGGCUGCUCUGUGGAGCCUCAGUGGGAGCUGGGAUGGGAUUCACCAAGGCACCCUCUGUGUCAGGAGCAGGAGGGACAUCCAAGGGUGAGGACAGCACUGGCAGCCUGGGCAGCUCUCCUGGUGGGAAUAGGUGGGGAUGCUGUGGCUUCCCUGUCCUUGGCUGUGAUCUUCCCUCCCCUGCUGGCCACGUUUAGAGCCAGCAGAUUCCUCUGAUUCCUUACAAGACUCAUCACGGACCCAGUGGUGCCUCUGGAAGUCUCCACCCAACAUCUGUGUGCUCCUUACCCUUCCAGAGUUCUUCCUCUCACACGAUCCCCAGAGCUGCAAAGACUUCUGAGAGAAGGCUCAGGGGGAUGAGAUUUGUGCUCUUGCUGUGAUCUGGGCGUUGUCUUUACAUAUUUUCAGGUGGUUUUAACUUGUUUGGGAUUUUUUUAUAAACUUUUGAAAUAAAAUGGAGGGAUGAGAUUCUGCUCUGCCUUAAUGUGGGAAUGUGGCUGGGGGCAGGAGCAGAGCAGUAGGGGUUGGGUGGAGGAAGCUUUGUGCGCAAUGGACACCAUGAUGGAGGGGGUCCAGCCCCAGAACAUCUCCCCAUCUUUGGUUUACCAGAGGAGUGUGGCCAACAGGUACUGGGAAGCUCCUGGACCCAGUGCAGGGGUGGUGCCCAGCAAGGAGGGGUGUGGAGAACCUGGAGAGCAUCUUGUUCACCUCUCCUGGGCAUGGGGCUGAGGGAUGGAGGUCAAGGAUGGGCUGGAGGAUGUUCUGGAAUGUUUAAAGCAGCCUGUGGCUUCUUGAAGGGCAGUUCCAAGCACCUUUCUGUGGUGCCAAGCUGCUUCCAGGUGUGGUUGGGAAAAGGAAAGGCUCAGGGCCCAGGAGGGUGGGACAGGCACCCAGAGGAGUGGGGUCUGUCUGUCCUUGGGGAUGUUCAGUCCUUGAGUGAAGGACAACACUCCAGGCUCAAAGGGAAGGCUUGAAGAGGGAGCAGGGACCUGGGGCACACGAGGCUUCAUAGGUUCCUCCUGAGCUGAAUCCUUCUCCAGUGCAACAGCCAAACUCCAGUCCUUUCCCUGCUGCAGCCCCUGCCAUGAAGGGCUGAUCAAACCCCACUGGGCUCAGGGUUCUGCCCUGGAGCUGGCCCAGCAGGAAGGUGAUCCCUGGAGAGAGGGGCUUGGGGCACCAACCAGCCCCUGGCCUGGUGGGUUCAGCCUCCUGUGCCCCUCAGACAGCAAAGAAGGGGCCCUGGGGAC
This is a messenger RNA of Zonotrichia leucophrys gambelii, 3524 nucleotides long. It is a transcript of the gene DBF4B, whose product is annotated as DBF4B-CDC7 kinase regulatory subunit. The coding region runs from base 86 to 2269 and encodes 727 amino acids. The record is from RefSeq and is a predicted model, not a curated record. Gene Ontology annotation, cellular component: Dbf4-dependent protein kinase complex. Gene Ontology annotation, molecular function: nucleic acid binding; protein serine/threonine kinase activator activity; zinc ion binding. Lineage: Eukaryota; Metazoa; Chordata; Aves; Passeriformes; Passerellidae. Gene Ontology annotation, biological process: positive regulation of nuclear cell cycle DNA replication; regulation of cell cycle phase transition. The transcript has 11 exons.